CUUAUAUUGAUUAUAUUAAGGGUUAGAUCACUGGCGGGUUCAUGACAAGAAUAUGAACGAGUAUAAAGAUUAUCAUUCUGUACCAGAGAAUCUCAGAGGACAGAUCAGACAAGAAAUGUUUCCCCAUUCAGGAACACGAUAUCUUAAACUUGACCGAACUAUGCGCUUCCUUCCUCACCAUAACGACGACGGAGGCUUCUUUGUUGCCAUUUUUAGAAAAAUCCGCUAUUUUGAAAACAAGCAACCACGCGCGCAAAGAACUCCUGCGCCAACACCUUUAAACUCUCCGAUCUGUAUUCAGAAAACAAAGAACAAAUUUUACGCUGACUUUAAGGACUUGGACGACUUUAAGAGUAUAUUUGGUAUUGAACUAGACAACACAAAUCUUCUCACAUGGUCAGAGGAUCGCAAAAAAGCGCGAAAUGUGUAUUUUGUAAAUAAUGUGUUAAAGAACUUUGUUCGUAAUAACCCCAGUAUUGAUUGUGCAAUGUUGGGUACGCAAAUAUUUUGUCGAGAGGGACGUAAGAUGCGAUUUAAAUAUAAAUUUCUCUCUGGUAGUAUUCAUCUUCUUGGUAAUCUUAUAUCACACCGGAAAAUAGAAGUCUCGAGGACGGUCUUCGCUUCUCUCGUAUCGGAACCGUGUCCUAAACCCGAGGAUUUAUCUCCGACCGUCCUGGAGAAGAUACAAGGAUUGGAAUACGGAUUGGUUCUCUUCAAACUAAUUGACAGCAUGGAAAUGCUUCUAAUGCCAGCAUUUGUCAGCAAAAACAAGAUCGAAGUUAUGCUCAAGAAAGAAUGCAAAGAAAGUUUAAAACUAUUAUUAGAGGAUUGAAAGUUCGAUUUGCAAACUAAAUUUAUAUCAAGAAUGCUGUGGUUUAACUUAUUAUAAUUAUGUAGAUUUUGAACUGUACAGUUUACAAUGUAUGGUCAGAAGGUCAAAUAUGAUCUCAUAAGAAAACGGGUUCAAGAACCAAAGACUAAACAAUUUUUUACUUUCAGA
Eurytemora carolleeae is the source of this 1000-nucleotide messenger RNA. Its product is annotated as tRNA (cytosine(34)-C(5))-methyltransferase. Gene Ontology annotation, biological process: RNA methylation. Bases 53 to 832 code for a protein of 259 amino acids. NCBI's taxonomy places the organism in Eukaryota, Metazoa, Arthropoda, Copepoda, Calanoida, Temoridae. Gene Ontology annotation, molecular function: methyltransferase activity. The transcript has 2 exons. The record is from RefSeq and is a predicted model, not a curated record.